CUCGGCCAUGGCCUGCCCGGUGGCGGCGCGCGCCUGGCUGGGCGGCCUCCUGCGCGACUUCCCCGGGCCGCUGGGCCCCGCCGAGGCGCCGCCCUGGAGCCCCGCCGCCGGGGCCAGGGCCGCCCCGCAGCGCCCGGACGAAGCGCUGGCCGAGCUGGCCGAGCUGGCUCGCGGCUUCCUGGGCCGGAGGAACGCACCUCCUCUUCUUGCGGCAGCCUUAAUUCACGCGGCAGUCAGCGAGAUGCUCCAAAGUGGCCUGGAGGAUUUUAAACAACAGAACCUAGAAGAAGAGGAGGCCAGUGACCGUGAGACGUGCCACUUCUUGCAAGGUGGUCCUCUGCAACGCUCCUUCUUUAACAAACUCUUGGAGAUUUGCUGCGAAUGGCAGAAGGACUUACCCGCCCUGAAGCCGUCUAAGCGCUACCUUCAGAUUUCUGUCCAUGCAACUCGUAAUACUCGACGGAAGAUGGAAGAUAGACACGUUUCCCUACCAGAAUUUAAUCAACUUUUUGGCCUGCAGGAUGGUUUAGAUCGAGCCUAUUUUGCUGUUUUUGAUGGCCAUGGAGGGAUUGAGGCAGCUAACUAUGCAGCUACCCAUUUGCAUGCCAACCUGGCACAUCACAAGGAGCUUCUGGAAGACCCAGCAGAAGCUUUGAAAGAUUCCUUCCAGAAGACAGAUGAGAUGUUCCUUUCAAGAGCCAGGAGAGAGAAGCUACGCAGUGGCACGACAGGGGUGUCUUCUUUCAUUGCUGAGGACAAACUGCAUAUUGCCUGGCUGGGAGACUCCCAAGUGAUGCUGGUCCAGCAAGGGAAAGUCAUAACUCUGAUGGAACCUCAUAAACCAGAACGAGAGGACGAGCAACAACGCAUAGAAGCUUUAGGGGGCUGUGUAACGUACAUGGACUGUUGGCGUGUCAACGGCACCCUGGCUGUUUCCAGAGCUAUUGGGGAUCUAUUGCAAAAGCCUUACAUCUCCGGCUGUGCGGAUAGCGUGUCGUUUGAGCUGACGGGGGCAGAAGAUUACAUCCUCCUUGCCUGUGACGGAUUCUUCGAUACCAUCCAGCCUGUUGAGGUGGUGGACCAUGUUCUAGAGCACUUAAUGCAAAACCAAGGAGAUGGCCUUCAGACGGCGGAGAGGCUGGUGGCUGUGGCAAAACAGAGUGGCUCUACCGACAACAUCACUGUCCUGGUAGUGUUUCUCCGUGAGCCCAAGGACAUCAUCGCCGACUGUCUCAGAAACCCCAAAAGCUGCCCUGUGGAUGAUGGUGCGGCAGGGUCCCUGUUUAGCAUCUUCGGCCCCGGAGCAAACCAUUGAAAGAGCGUUGCGCUCUAAAAGCAACGUCCACAGCCCAACGCCCAACGCCCAAAUGUAAGCAAGUUUUUAAAAACUCUUCUACACUGGAAAAAGGAAAGGUGUUCCUGGAUUGGAUGCUUGGGUUUGGCAUUGAAAAGGAAGUCCGUCCGGUUCUUCCCUAACCCAAGGCCGUGCCUGGGUCGUACAACCUCAGGCUACAGCUGAAGGAGGAGUAUGAUAGAAAGUCCAGCCUUGUGUUGAAGAAAUCACCAGGAGGAGAUAGGGCAAUCUUACGUUCUCACUGGCUUGGUGUUCUACGGGAAGGGUUGGGGGUUUAAAUGGAAAAGGUGUCAGUCAGGCUGAAGUGAUAGAGCUUAAGCCGAUCUGUGAAAAAUAGGGUUCAGACGAGCUGGUGGUUGAAGGCCUCACUUCUUGAGAAGUUGUGUGGCGUGCUCACAUCUCUUUGUCUCGGGAGAGAGCCGAAGGUGCAUUUAAGUGAAUCACUUAGCAGGCCUCGUUGGAAGACACUUAGUGUCAGACUGGAAGGGGGCUGCGUCGGGGUAUUUUUGAAAUUACCAUUUAAUAAGCUGUGGCUUAUUUCUGCAGAGCAAUUCAGUAUUAAAUCCAGGAUUGGGAUGUCAUCCAUCUUGGGGUGAAUGAAAGACUCAGAUUGGGCUUUUGUAGACCAAAGAAAAUGUUAGCCAAGAAUGUCAGCUAUGAGGUUUAAGAAAAGGAAGUAGAUAAGGAAGGGAUAAGAAUCUACUGCCCCCUCCCCCAUCCCCAAUUAUUUAAUGUAUCAAACCUGCAUCAAACUCAUGCGUGGUCAGACAGUACCAUAAGCUAAGCUGAGAUAACAUAAGUUACAGUCAAAUUGCCAAACACGGUUUUUGCAUCAUUGUCACCUCUAUCAUUCUGCACAGUGUUCAAAGAUGUUCUUUAGGAUAUACAGGUUUUAUUUUUUUGAUCAAAUUAAAAAAGAUGUUCUGAGUAUCCGCAACUUUCAGUGAACCAUAUAUUAAGUAUUUUAGUGUUUUAUUAUUUGUAUACUGGCCUGUAUCUUCAGCCUUUUAAAAAAAAUUCUCCCAGAAGUUUAUUUGAAUCAUAUUUUUAGAUGUACGUGUUUACUAUUAUUUAUCACUGGUAUUUGAAACGGGCGGCUCUCAGAUGCCAUUAGGCUGCUGAUAAAGGGGUAGGAUUACUUUUGCUAUCAUAUUCUGUAGGCUGCAUUUUAGCUUUUAUCUUUGUAGGAAUUUAUUUCAGACAUUUAAACACUGCUCAAGCACUGGAGGCUUUUUUAAAUGUAUGUUGAGAUCUCUGUAAUUCAGGAAUGCUUUCACUGCAAACGAGGGGAACGACUGGAAACUUUCCAAAACGGAAGAGGCUUUGAAUUAAAUGAAACAAUCUGCUAUUCCUUUAGCCGGGCACUGUUACAGAAAACACACUUUUUGAGAUCUGUUGGUUUAAACUUGAAUCUGGUAAUACAGGUAGUCCUUGACUUACAACCACAAUUGGGACUGGAACGUCCGUUGCUAAGCAAGGUGGUGGUUAAGUGAGUUGUGCCUGAUUUUAUGACCUUUUUGCCGUGGUGGUUAAGCGAAUCACAGCAGUCGUUAAGCGAAUCCGGCUUCCCCCAUUGACUUUGCUUGUUGGAAGCUGGCUGGGAAGGUUGCAAAUGGCAAUCAGGUAACCCCGGAAUGCUGCAGCCGCCGUAAGUGUGAGCUGGUUGCCAAGCGCCUAAAUUUUGAUCAUGUGACCGCAGGGACGCUGCAAUGGUCAUAAAUGCAAUGACUGGUUGUAAGUCACUUUUUUCUGCGCCAUCGUAACUAGCUUCUUGUAGUCUCCCUAACUUCUUUUUCUCCUGCCAGGAGUACAUCCGAUGCACCUAUUUCUGAUUUGAAACUACCCAUCAUUUUCACUGCAUCUGAAGUUGGGGAGCCUGUUGGUU
Molecule: messenger RNA, 3239 nt
Organism: Candoia aspera
Lineage: Eukaryota; Metazoa; Chordata; Lepidosauria; Squamata; Candoiidae
Gene: PPM1F
Product: protein phosphatase, Mg2+/Mn2+ dependent 1F
Exons: 7
Coding region: 8-1315 (435 amino acids)
Biological process (GO): negative regulation of protein kinase activity; protein dephosphorylation
Cellular component (GO): cytosol; nucleus
Molecular function (GO): cation binding; protein serine/threonine phosphatase activity
Source: RefSeq, a predicted model, not a curated record